AUGGCGGAGCUUCUACACAAUAAAAUGGAUCUGGUCGGACCAUGGCACACCAUGCCUUCUAUAAGUUAUCUGCUCGGUGCUCUUAUCAUGGGACUGUGUCUCGCAGCCUGGAGAGUUCGACAAUACCGUUAUACUUGUGCGACAAUGGAAGAGCCAGCUCUAUCGGAAAAGAAGGACCCGGUCAUUACGCCUCUAGAGGGGUUUAACUGGGAGAACACAGAGCCAUUGCAAUUUCGACCAUUCAAAGGCAAGGAUAAAUUUAAUUUGACUAUGUCAAUUGAGUACCUCGACCCAUCAGAACUAAUCCCAAUGGACAAAACAUACCAAGAGCGCCUAAACCUCCGCAAAUCAAUCCUCAACGAACACCAUGACAUAGUAGUCGCAGUCAACGACAGACCAGAAACCCAAGAUCCACGCACCCGCGCCGCCGUCAGCGAGCUUUACACAUUUAUACUAGGCAAAUACCUACCAACACGCUACCCAGAUAUGUUCAAACUAAAAACCAACGACUCGCUCACCACCUUUGAAAACCUAGUGACAGGCGCAACAUACCCAACAACGCUAUCCCCAAGCACACCAACAAUCCAAGCCCUAGAAAUUCUAACACAAACCGUCGACGAGGAAUUCCUAAUCCUCCUCCCAGAACUAUCCCCAGAGAAUGGCGACCAACCAAAAUACAUACUGCAGGCCUACGCAGCCUGUUUCCCAUCUGGAUUCAAUACACGCGAGAAACUCGGUCUACGGCUAGCUGAUAUCCACAAGCCCGUGCCGGGAUAUAAAGAGAAGAUCGAGCGCAGUAUGGAUCGAUUCUUUGCCCGAAUUGAGGUUGGGAAGUUUGUUCGGAGAGUUAAUUGGAGUGUUACUAUCGCCACGGAUUUAUUCGCUGCGUUUGGGGGGACACAUGCCGCUGUGGGGAAGAAGGAGGAUGCUAUUCAGCCUGGGAUGUUGAAUGUUGAUGAGACUGUUCUUCGGUGUGAGCGGCAGACUUUGCAUCGGAUGCCUAGGUCCGAGGCGCUCGUCUUUGGUUUUCAUACGUAUACAUAUCCGAUGAGACAGAUUAAGGACGAGGGGCUUGGGGAGGAUAUGGCUGUUGCUGUUGAUGGGCUAAGGAAGGGGAAUGUGCCUGAAAUGCAUGUUUAUAAGAGGGGGGAUGUGUGGGGAGAAGCGUUGAAGGAGUUCUUGCGAUCAUAG
Molecule: messenger RNA, 1191 nt
Organism: Penicillium nucicola
Lineage: Eukaryota; Fungi; Ascomycota; Eurotiomycetes; Eurotiales; Aspergillaceae
Product: heme-dependent oxidative N-demethylase family protein
Exons: 3
Coding region: 1-1191 (396 amino acids)
Source: RefSeq, a predicted model, not a curated record